CGCCGGCGCAGCCGCCCCCGCCCCCGCUCCCGCUCCACCGCCGCGGCCCCCGCCCCGACCGCCCCCGCCGCCGCCGCUGCUCCUGCUGCCGCUGUCGCCGCUGCUCCGCCGGUUCGCGGCGCGCACGCCCGCCCGCCUCUGGCCGCGGGGCUACCCGCCGCCCGCCGCGCCGGAGCCCGCGGCGCGCCGCCCAUGCGAGACCCCCGCGGCCCGGGCAGCGCGCAGCGACCCCCGGUCGGGCCAGGCAUGUGAAGAUGUCAGUGGGCUGUGCAUGCCCUGGCUGUUCCUCUAAGUCAUUCAAGCUGUACUCGCCAAAGGAGCCCCCGAACGGCAACGCCUUUCCCCCCUUCCACCCAGGCACCAUGCUGGAUCGAGAUGUGGGACCUACUCCUAUGUACCCACCGACGUACCUGGAGCCUGGAAUCGGGAGGCACACGCCGUACGGGAACCAGACCGACUACAGGAUAUUUGAGCUCAACAAGAGGCUGCAGAACUGGACAGAGGAAUGUGACAAUCUGUGGUGGGAUGCCUUCACCACAGAGUUCUUUGAGGAUGAUGCCAUGUUAACAAUCACUUUCUGCUUGGAGGAUGGACCAAAGAGAUACACGAUUGGCCGGACUCUGAUUCCCCGUUACUUCCGCAGCAUCUUUGAAGGGGGAGCCACGGAGCUCUACUAUGUGCUCAAGCACCCCAAGGAGUCCUUCCACAACAACUUCGUCUCGCUGGACUGUGACCAGUGCACCAUGGUCACCCAGCACGGCAAGCCCAUGUUCACCCAGGUGUGUGUGGAGGGGCGGCUCUACCUGGAGUUCAUGUUUGAUGACAUGAUGAGGAUAAAGACAUGGCAUUUCAGCAUCCGCCAGCAUCGAGAACUUAUUCCCCGCAGCAUCCUUGCCAUGCAUGCACAGGAUCCCCAGAUGCUGGACCAGUUAUCCAAGAACAUCACACGCUGUGGGCUCUCAAACUCCACACUCAACUACCUCCGACUCUGUGUAAUCCUAGAACCAAUGCAGGAGCUCAUGUCACGGCACAAGACCUACAGCCUCAGUCCCCGGGACUGCCUCAAGACUUGCCUCUUCCAGAAGUGGCAGCGGAUGGUCGCUCCACCCGCCGAGCCAGCACGGCAGCAGCCCAGCAAGCGCCGGAAAAGGAAGAUGUCGGGGGGCAGCACCAUGAGCUCCGGUGGGGGAAAUACCAACAACAGCAACAGCAAGAAGAAGAGCCCAGCCAGCACCUUUGCCCUGUCCAGUCAGGUACCUGAUGUGAUGGUGGUAGGCGAGCCCACGCUGAUGGGGGGGGAGUUUGGGGACGAGGACGAGCGGCUCAUCACCCGGCUGGAGAACACGCAGUUUGACGCUGCCAACGGCAUCGACGACGAGGACAGCUUCAACAACUCGCCGGCGCUGGGGGCCAACAGCCCCUGGAACAGCAAACCACCCUCCAGCCAGGAGAGCAAGUCAGAGAACCCCACGUCGCAGGCGUCACAGUAACGGCCCCCCCGCCGCCCCGUGGACUCAGUCCCAACCAAUCUACCUGUACAUUUGCAACGGAGAGUGACUGGGAAGCGGCGAGGUACCGGGGGCGGAUCAGCGCCGGUGGAUGAUGGGGUGCACAGCCCGGGGUGCACGCCGGGCAGGCAGCCCCCCGCCGCCACCCCCGCCGCCUCCCCGCGCCCCACGCCUGCCUCCCUGAUGGACCCCAGGGCAGGGGUGGGAUUCCGGGGCCGUAGCUUCUUUAUUCCCCCUUCACUCUUCUUUUCUGCUUCUUGCCCAGAGAGCUUCUCAUCCCUGUCCCAACAUGCCCAAACCCUCCCUGCCUAGUGAGGGGGGAUUAGUGGGGAGGUGUUGGCAGCGGUUGGCAUUACCAGAUGCCGUGUGUUGGGGUCUGGCACAGCACAGAGACCCUCCUCUUCCCUGGGCCCUAUGGCUGGUGUUUGCUGAGCAGCCACUUGCGGUGGGGUUGCACAUCCCUAGUCCAACAUGGGGCUGGUUGGGAGGGGCAGUGAUGGAAAGCCUUCCCUAUGCCUUGGGCUCUUGCCACGAAGCUUCCUCUGGCCAGGGUCAGAUCCUGCAGUGCUGGGAUGAUGUUGAAAUAGGGCCCCGUCGCAUUUUCCCACUCUCCUGCACCUUCCCCUUCCCCUCGCUCCCCAGAGCGAGAGCGCAGCACAGCCAUGGGGGGACUCUUGUAUAUAGGAAGUGCGUGGUGGGGGGCUGGGGGGGCACGGAAGGCCCGUGGCUCUGCCGGAGCAGCUGGUGCCCUUCUUCCCUGCCUGCAGCCUCUGUGUUUCCCUCCACCCUGCGUGAGUCUGCCUGGGGCCCCUUUGCAACCCCUGGCUCCUGGUACCUCCUACUUUUGUCUUUUUUUAAGAAAAAAAAAAAUAAUAUUAUUAAAUUGUAAGUUUAAAAAAUGAAAGAAAAAAAAUGGGAAAAUACCCCCUCAGCCCCCUUUCCCGUUCCCCCCUCCUGUCCUGAGCCCUUUCGCCCUGUCCUGACUUUUGUACAGGCUUCUUCUCUUGGAAGUCUCAUUUUAUAUCCAGUUCGGAGAGCUUCAAACCAAGGAGAGACUUUGCAGACUUCCUUUCUAAUCCCUCCAGAGGCUGGGGGGGCCAGCCCCCUGCCUCCCUUCUCAAUGUAAAUCUUGUGUGCUGUUGUCCCCGCUCCCCCCCUCGGGUUCGUGUACCUCGUGCUUGUACAUUUCCGCGCUGUAGACAGUGUGUACGAUACUGUUCUUUCAAUGUGUUAUCACUAGAGCAGGUGCCUCCAUUGAUGUUAGGGGAAACGAUGAGAAAAAUAAUAAUUUUUGGGGUUUUUUUUUGGUUUAAAAAAAAAAAAAAAGAGAAAAAAAGUAA
Molecule: messenger RNA, 2848 nt
Organism: Oenanthe melanoleuca
Lineage: Eukaryota; Metazoa; Chordata; Aves; Passeriformes; Muscicapidae
Gene: LDB1
Product: LIM domain binding 1
Exons: 11
Coding region: 255-1490 (411 amino acids)
Biological process (GO): negative regulation of transcription by RNA polymerase II; positive regulation of transcription by RNA polymerase II; nervous system development
Cellular component (GO): nucleus; transcription regulator complex
Molecular function (GO): LIM domain binding
Source: RefSeq, a predicted model, not a curated record